This is a messenger RNA of Phaedon cochleariae (mustard beetle), 684 nucleotides long. NCBI's taxonomy places the organism in Eukaryota, Metazoa, Arthropoda, Insecta, Coleoptera, Chrysomelidae. The record is from the annotation of a GenBank genome assembly.
AUGGCGUUGAAAACAAAAACAGGAAUUUGUGCGAUAGCCAUUACAGCGACAGCUUCUGUUUUUAUAACUAUAGCUUUUUGCACAUCCUACUGGUUGGUAAACGAUGGAAAGAUAGAGGAUCCCAAAUUCAGAAGAAUCGGUCUUUGGGAAGUAUGCUUUGAAAACUUCGAAGAUUUCCGUCAUCAAUAUGACUACCGCUUCACUGGCUGUUGGUGGGUAUUUGAAGAAGAGUAUUACAUAAUAUUUGACUUCUUGCUACCUGGAUUUUUCAUCACAACUCAAUUUUUCUUCACUUUAUGCAUGACCCUAGUCUUGGUAGCAGCAUUCCUCACCUGGAUGUAUUGCUUCUGCAGCCGAGACCAUGACAAGUAUAUAUUAUUACUCUUAAGCAAUGGCUGCAACUUAGUUUUGGCUGGAAUCUGUGGAUUUAUUGCAGUCAGUAUAUUUGGUGCCAAUGGUGACAACCGUGAUUGGAUGCCUCAUUGGCAACAUAAUGACUUGAGUUGGUCUUAUGGGUUAGCUUGUGUGGGUUCUUUGCUUUUAUUGCCUGCUGGGGCCCUCUUCCUUGUAGAAGCUAGAAGGGCUAGAUAUAGGCGUUUAGGGGGCUCCCAACCAAGGUAUCCACCUGCAGAGUACACCAUGGAACCACAGAAACCUUCUUCUGCCCAUCACACUGAUAUUUAG